AUGGCACGACGCUCCUUCUUCAUCCGCAGGACGGCGGCGGCUCUCGCACGGUGGUGCGUCUUCGCGGUGGCGGCGCGAGGCCACCGCAGGCGACGCUGGGGCUGGGGGCGGCUGCUGGCGCGGCGGCGAGGGGGCGGCGGAUCCGGUCCGGCGGUCUGCAUCGGCCAGGUCCACGCAGGACUCGAAGGAGACGGCUGCCUCUGGAGGAAGGGCAUUCUCAUGGGAGAGAAGUGCCAGCCGCCGGACUUCUCCGGCGCCAUCAUCUACGACGCCGCCGGCAACGUCGUCAAGAAGCCCCUCCGGUGA
This is a messenger RNA of Spirodela intermedia, 306 nucleotides long. The record is from the annotation of a GenBank genome assembly. NCBI's taxonomy places the organism in Eukaryota, Viridiplantae, Streptophyta, Magnoliopsida, Alismatales, Araceae.